Messenger RNA from Olea europaea var. sylvestris, 756 nucleotides. RefSeq lists its product as uncharacterized. The record is from RefSeq and is a predicted model, not a curated record. Bases 116 to 541 code for a protein of 141 amino acids. Lineage: Eukaryota; Viridiplantae; Streptophyta; Magnoliopsida; Lamiales; Oleaceae. The transcript has a single exon.
CCAGUGACUUCUUCCAAAAGGCAAAAGCUCGUAAAAAUCUAUAAAUACCUCCAACACAUUCACAGAAAUAAUACAAUUACACCUUUUUAUAGAUUUAUUCAAUAUCAAAGCAGCAAUGGCAUCAACUUCUUUUCUUCAUUCACAGAUUUCUCUUUCCAAGCCAUUUUCUUCAACUCACAGAAACAGUGGUUGUACCAAAAUUUUUGCAAUAAGAAGAGAAACCCACGACCAAAACUUCGAUGGAAGGAUGGUGGAUGAAAACUUGAUCAUUCUUCGGAAGAGAAUCCAUGAAAUGAAGGUGAUAGAGAGGAAUUACGAGCCCCCCUCUGAAUGGAUGGACUGGGAAAAGAGAUUUUAUGCAAAUUAUGACUCAAUAAUUUGUGAUGCAAUGGGGCUGUUGCAAUCCCAGUUGAUGGAAACUAGACCAAGCUUGGCUUUGGGUAUUAUUGCUCUGAUUGCACUGAGUCUGCCCACAUCAACUGGUGUGAUUAUGUUUCAUUUGAUGGAUGUAAUCAAGGGAAUAAUUCAUCUGGGUGGUUGAAGGAAAUUUGGUUGACUUUAUUUGUGUAUAUAAUUCAAAAAAAAAGUUCUGUAAAUUUAUUUGUUUGCUUCAUUUCUCCUCUUCAUGUGUAUAUUCGUCACAGACACAGAUUGUGUUCUUUGAAUUUUUGUUUUCUUUUUUGGAUUACCAAAGCUCAAGCUUGUUAUAUCCUCUUGAUGUGUAGAUUCGUCAUAGAUAAUUUCCUCUAUCCUUUA